UUGUGCGCAUUUUAGCCCGUUUAAUGUUUCUUGGAAAAGGGUCCUGCGGAACUCUACGUACACAUUUCAAACAGGAAACCUCAUCUGACUAGAAAAAAGAAAAUCUAGCGGCUUUAUUUACCGUUUCAGAAUGCUGUCAAUGUUUAAAUCCAUCCCAACUCAUAUGGACUAUAAAGGACAGAAACUUGCAGAACAAAUUUUCCAAGGAAUCAUUCUAGUGUCAGCAGUGAUCGGAUUCAUCUAUGGUUUAACUAUUCAGCAGUUUGGGUGGACAGUUUACAUAAUGCUGGCCGGAUUCACAGUAUCCUGUCUGCUCACUCUGCCUCCCUGGCCGAUGUACAGGAGAAAUCCUCUGCAUUGGCAGCCAGUCGUACCUGAGACAUCUGGAGAGAACCGUGACAAACCUCAAGAGAACCUAAAGAAGAAAAAGCACAAGUGAUUCGUAGCAGUAUUUUAGUUUGGAUUUGGUAUAGUAAACCAUUACAGAUAUAGAGGAGAAACAUACAAAACCUACAUGAAAAUUCUGUCAUUUUGUCAUUGUUUGAAAAUUUACAAUACGUAAUAAAGGUGUCUAAUUUG
Myxocyprinus asiaticus (Chinese sucker) is the source of this 579-nucleotide messenger RNA. Its product is annotated as signal peptidase complex subunit 1-like. NCBI's taxonomy places the organism in Eukaryota, Metazoa, Chordata, Actinopteri, Cypriniformes, Catostomidae. Gene Ontology annotation, biological process: protein targeting to ER. Gene Ontology annotation, cellular component: endoplasmic reticulum membrane; signal peptidase complex. The transcript is spliced from 4 exons. Bases 131 to 439 code for a protein of 102 amino acids. The record is from RefSeq and is a predicted model, not a curated record.